GUGGAUGCUGGCCGCAGGCUACUCACCCACCCCCUGAAUUGACGAAGAGUUGACAAGGGGGAAUCAGGAUCGCACGCCUGCAAUGUGCAAAGCAAACACAACAGAAACCUGGAGAGAGAGAGAGAGAGAGAGAGAGUGAGUGAGGAUUAAGGGGACGAGGGAAGCCACGAUGCACGAGUUGACACGAAGCUGACUCGGACCUGCAACCGAUAAAAACACAUAAAGAUAGCGAAACAAAGAGUGUACUAUGUCGGAACCGAAUGGAAGAAGAAUUGGGGGAGUUGACUUGACAUGCAAAACGCACACACAUAAAGAGAGGUCAGAGGGAAUUGACCGGCAAAUUAAACGCAUAAGGAGAGAGAGAGAGAGAGAGAGAUUGAAGUUGCCGACGAGUCUAAGCCCUCUAGUGACCCGAGGUGGUGGUGAUGAAUGAACCAGCGGAGGAAGAUAGAGAGAUCUUCGUCCAUUCGGCGGGGUGGUGGUUGUUUCGCCGGCAACCUCCACUGUCCCGGUGAUAUCAAAUAUCCCUUUUAAAUAUUUGAGUCGGGUCGGAUACCACAUGGGCGGAUUUCCAACGGUUUCAAACAUCCGCCCUCCAAGGCUGACUUUUUUGGUCAGCAUUUUUCUCUUUCCUCUGCUCUUCAUUGCUCUUCUUCUUCGUACAUGACAUUCACACCGUCCCAGCCAGUCAGACCCCUGCGACCGCUUUCACUUCACUCUCCCUCCUCCCUUGUCCUGAGAAAAAAGUUAACCCUCGGCAUAAUCAAAAAGCAAAAAGCCAAACAGAGACAGAGGGAGGAAGGAAGGAACGAAGAACCCAGUUCCGAUUCCGUCCUCUCCUCCCCUCAGAUCUCGCGGGUGACCCAGAAAGAGAGAGACUGAGUCGGGUCGUGCUGAAUCGCCCCAUGGCGGCGGCUGUCUCCGUGCAGGGCGGCGGAGGAGGAGGAGGGGGGCUGUGGGAGGCGGUAAUAGAGCUGACUAGGGCCGCCCAGGACAAGAACGUUGACCCCAUGGUCUGGGCGGUCCAGCUGAGCUCCAGCCUCAACUCGGCCAGGGUCGCCUUGCCUUCCCCCGAUCUCGCCCACCUGCUCGUCUCCCACAUCUGCUGGUCCAAUCACGUGCCCAUCACUUGGAAGUUCCUCGACAAGGCCCUCUCCCUCAAUCUCGUGCCUCCUCUCCUCCUCCUCGCCCACCUCUCUUCAAGGGUGAUUCCAUGUAGAUUGGUCUAUCCGACAGCCUAUAGGCUAUACAUGGGGCUCCUCAAAAGACAGGCCUUUUCAUUCACUGCUUUGAUUAAUACGCCGGAUUAUGCAAAGAUCAUGAAAUCCAUUGAUGAUGUUCUUAAUCUUUCCCAGAUAUUUGGCCUCGAAGAAUGUGAACCUGGAAUUCUUUUGGUGGAAUUUGUUUUUUCAAUUGUUUGGCAAUUACUUGAUGCAUCACUAGAUGAUGAAGGUCUGCUUAAACUUACUUCUGAGAAGAAAUCUAGAUGGCCCACCCAACCACAAGACAUGGAAAUAGAUGGCCAAGAUAGUUUCAGUAUGAAGGAAACAGAGCAACAGGAGAUUCUGCAAAAGGCAAACACCGCAAUGGCUAUUGAGAUGAUUGUGGAAUUUCUACAAAAUACAGUAACUGCAAGGAUUCUUUACUUGGCACGUCGGAACAUGCCAAUACAUUGGGGAGGUUUCCUUCAGCGAUUGCGAAUACUUGCUGCAAAUUCAGCAGCGCUGAGGAACUUAAAACAUAUGUCUCCAGAAGCCUUUCUGCAACUUACUUCUGAUAAACGCAAUGUUCUCACUAGAGAAGGCAAGACAGUGUCACAGCAAGAAUUUCAUGCAGUCUUGGCUUCUGGUUCUUUGAUAUCUUCUGCUGGGCAGAGUUAUGGGGCCAGUCAAUCUGCUUUGUGGCUUCCGAUUGAUCUUUUUCUGGAAGAUGCAAUGGAUGGAUCUCAAGUUGCAGCGACUAGCUCUGUUGAAACACUUACUGGUUUAGUAAAGGCUCUUCAGGCAGUCAAUGGUACCACAUGGCAUGACACGUUUUUGGGCUUAUGGAUUUCUGCUCUACGCCUUGUCCAGAGGGAGAGAGAUCCCAGUGAAGGUCCUGUACCUCUUCUUGACACCUGCUUGUGUAUGUUAUUGUCCAUUACAACAUUGGCAAUUGCCAACAUCAUUGAUGAGGAAGAAAGCUUACUAAUUGAAGAAGCUGAACAGGCCGUAACCUACCAAAGGAAAGAUAAACAGGGUCGGGGAAACCGCCGCAAGGAUUUGAUCUCAAGCUUACAGCAGUUAGGUGUCUACGAAGGUUUGCUGGCUCCACCUCAGUCUGUUAGCUGUGUGGCUAAUCAGGCUGCUGCGAAGGCCAUCUUGUACAUUUCGGGCCUUACUGCUGGUAAUGGGUAUAUCGAGUGCCUGAGCAUGAACGACAUGCCAAUGAAUUGCUCUGGGAACAUGCGGCAUCUGAUCGUGGAGGCUUGCAUAGCUAGAAAUCUGCUAGACACAUCAUCUUAUCUAUGGCCAGGCUAUGUUAAUGCGCGUACCCAUCAAAUACCUCGUAACAUCCCGAAUCAAGUCCCUGGGUGGUCUUCAUUGCUAAAGGGGUCUCCUCUGACUCCCUCAUUGAUAAACACACUGGUUGCAAUCCCAGCUUCAAGCUUAGCAGAGAUCGAGAAAAUUUAUGAGAUUGCACUCAAUGGUUCGGAUGAAGAGAAGAUAUCAGCAGCGACCAUACUAUGCGGAGCGUCGCUUUUUCGUGGUUGGAAUGUACAAGAACACACAGUUCUUUUUAUUACCAGAUUGCUGUCACCUCCAGUUCCAACAGAUUAUUCAGGAAGUGAGAGCCACUUGAUCGGUUAUGCCCCAUUCCUUAAUGUUCUUCUUGUUGGAGUAUCAUCCAUAGAUUGCGUUCAGAUUUUCUCUCUACAUGGCCUGGUCCCCCAGCUUGCGGGCUCGUUGAUGCCCAUCUGUGAGUUAUUUGGUUCAGCCGUUCCCAAUGUUUCAUGGACCCUCAUAACUGGUGAGGAGCUCACAUCACACAUGGUUUUCUCCAAUGCUUUUACUCUCCUGUUGAGACUCUGGAGAUUCGAUCACCCGCCACUUGAGCAUGUUAAGGGAGAUGUCCCACCAGUGGGAACCCAGUUAAGUCCAGAGUUUCUCUUACUUGUGCGAAACUCCCAGCUAGCAAGCUCUGGAAAUUCUCAUAAUGACCGACUCAAAAGUUCUCGCCUUUUAAAACACCUUGCCCCAUCCCUCGUGGAGCCUAUGUUCAUGGAUUCUUUUCCAAAGCUUAAGCUUUGGUACAGGCAACACCAGAAGUGUAUUGCGUCCACCCUCUCCGGAUUGGUCAAUGGGACUUCUGUGCAUCAGAUUGGGGAUACCCUAAUUAGUAUGAUGUUUAGGAAGAUAAACCGGGGAGGAGGAGGCGGUGGUGCGCCUGUGACCCCGGCAACAUCAGCAAGCAGCUGCUCAUCGGGGGCCACUGCAGAGGAUAUUGCUAUGAGGCUGAAAGUUCCAGCCUGGGAUAUUUUAGAGGCAACUCCAUUUGCCCUAGACGCAGCGUUAACGGCAUGUGCCCACGGGAAGCUCUCCCCUCGUGAGCUUGCCACAGGACUGAAGGAUCUCGCCGAUUUCUUACCAGCAACCUUGGCAACGAUUGUCAGCUACUUAUCUGCUGAGGUGACAAGGGGCAUUUGGAAACCUGCUUUCAUGAAUGGAACCGAUUGGCCUAGUCCUGCUGCAAAUCUGUCCACAGUUGAGCAGCAGAUUAAGAAAAUUCUUGCUGCAAUUGGUGUCGAUGUCCCAAGUAUUACUACAGGGAGCUCUCCAGCUACUUUGCCUCUGCCCCUGGCUGCGCUGGUGAGCCUGACAAUCACCUACAAACUCGACAAGGCCUCUGAACGUUUCCUCACGUUGAUUGGGCCUGCCUUGAAUUCUCUUGCGGCGGGUUGCCCAUGGCCAUGCAUGCCCAUCAUUACCUCUCUGUGGGCCCAGAAGGUCAAGCGUUGGAGCGACUUCCUCUUUUUUCGAGCCUCCCAGACUGUCUUCCACCACAACAGCGAUGCAGUGGUUCAUCUCCUCCAGAAUUGCUUCACAUCAGCUCUAGGGCUGAAUUCCUCCCAGAUCUCAGCCAAUGGUGGGGUUGGAGAUCUGCUGGGUCACGGGAUUGGCUCCCAUUUCUCAGGUGGGUUAACUCCUGUGGCCCCUGGGAUCCUCUACCUGAGGGUCCAUCGGUAUGUGAGAGACGUCAUGUUUAUGAGCGAGGUGAUCGUGUCCCUUCUGAUGCAGUCGGUGAGGCAGAUUGCUAGCAGUGGUCUUCCGAAGGAUAGAAUUGAGCGGCUCAGGAAGACAAAAUAUGGGAUGAGAUAUGGACAAGUAUCUCUCGCUGCAGCGAUGACGCGUGUCAAGCUUGCUGCCUCUCUGGGGGCCUCGUUUGUGUGGAUCUCGGGUGGGUUUAAUUUAGUCCAGUCCCUGAUAAAGGAGACCUUGCCGUCUUGGUUCAUAUCAGCCCAAAAGUUGGAGCGAGAGGAGGGAGGUGAGGUCGGUGGGAUGGUCGCAAUGCUUGGAGGCUAUUGCCUGGCCUACUUCACCCUGCUGUGUGGGAUGUUUGCUUGGGGGAUUGACUCCGCCUCCUCUGCAUCGAAGCGGAGGCCCAAGGCCCUCGGGGCCCACCUGGAGUUCCUCGCAAGCGCGCUCGAUGGGAAGAUAUCCCUAGGGUGCGAUCGUGCCACAUGGCGGGCCUAUGUAUCGGGGUUCGUGGGUCUAAUGGUGGCAUGCGCACCCACAUGGGUGCUCGAGGUUGAUGUGGACGUGCUCAAGAGGCUCAGCAUCGGCUUGAGGCACUGGAACGAGGAGGAACUGGCCGUGGCUCUUUUGGGGAAAGGGGGUAUCAAUGCAAUGAGUACAGCUGCUGAGCUUAUUGUCGAGAUCGGGUAGCUUCUGCUAUCGAAGUGGGAGAUAACAUCAAAUUAUUUUAGUGAUUAGAGGUAGCUUAAUGGUCGUCUUUUUUUUUCUUUCUUUUCUUUUUUCUCCCACAGCACCGUUGAAAGUGUAGCCAUUUUUGAUUCUGUUUUGUUUGUAAAGUUGAUGUAGAUUACUCCAUCCAAAAAAAAAAAAAGGCAGUUUUGUUGUAUAGGUGUGUAGGGGUAGAAAGAACAAUAAGCAUUGUAAGUUCAUGGUUUUUAUGAUAUACAAUAUUAAGGGCAUUCAUCCUA
Molecule: messenger RNA, 5203 nt
Organism: Punica granatum (pomegranate)
Lineage: Eukaryota; Viridiplantae; Streptophyta; Magnoliopsida; Myrtales; Lythraceae
Source: RefSeq, a predicted model, not a curated record